AUGGCCAACGAAGCACCCAUGAAUAAUGGGCUCGCAAAGGAGGAUGGACCCGAACAACAAAAAGCACCAUCUACAAUAACCAACUCGGAAAUGAAUCCUCCAGAAAUUGUCAGCAAUCAGACAGGGACAGAGGCCACAACAAUUAAUUCGAACGACAAAGACAAGGAGAAGGAGAGUGUAGGCGGUGGCAGAGAUACCCGCACUCGACGCGCCUCGGCCACUAACAAUAACCAGCCCAGCACUCCCGCCACGGCCACUCGUCGCACGCGCCGCAAGAAGGACGACCCCGAUCAGGACAAGGAAAAAGACACAUCCAAGGAGAAGCCGAAGGAAAAAGAAAAGGAAAAGGAAAAGGAGAAAGAUAUACCGAAGGAGAAGAAGUCGAAAAAGUCGUCUUCGAAGAGCAAGACCAAAGAAAAAGACGAGAAGGAGAAGGAGAAGGAUAAACCGGAGCCGACUGAAAAAGAAAAAGAAAAAGAACCAGCAAAGGAGAAGCCGGCCAAAGAGUCCAAAUCCAAUGCACGACGCGCCAGGGAAAAAUCCAAUGCCUCAACCAACCCGCCGCAAACUUCACGAAAGAAACCGAAGCUCGAGCACAACCCCAACAAAGACGAUGACAACAGCCUCAACAUCGUCAACAACAAAAAAGAGACCAGCAAGACAGAAGAAAAACCACCUGUCGUAGCUCCCGUUGCUGCUCCCGCACAAACAAUCGUUCCUUCCCAACCCGGCAAUCAUGAAGUUCUCUUCUCGCGACCGUCUCAACAGCCACCACCACAGACACCUGUCCAGCAGCCAGCUUCGUCUGUUGCGGCUGCCACUGUGUCUCCAGUGAAGGUGGCAGGGUCGUCGACUUUCGCACCGACGCCUCUACCCUCCUCUACUGCUGCCGCUACCUCUACACCGCCGACCGCAAUGCACGCCCCAUCAUUAGCACGAUCGCAUUCUUUAGAGAAUAUGCUUUCAACACAUACUACACCUUCAUAUAUGACCCCUACACACAAUCAGCCGCCGCCUCAGGCGUCUCCUCCACGGUCGAGUGGACGAAUCUUCGACCCUAUUCGAUCAGCGUUUGGCGACUCGGCUCCUCCUCCCGCCCCGGUGUCCCAGAGUCACCAGCCUUCGUCUUCUCACAUGGGAACUCCUAUUCUUUCGUCGCAGACGCAUUUUAGUCCUCCUCAGCAUAAUAUCUCACCUCAACGUGUUUACCGAGCAAGUGCCUCUCCCGCUAUUUCUAGCAUUAUCGAUCCACCUGCGCCUCCUGUACCGGUACAGCAACAAUUACCUCCACAGCAGCACUCUAGCUACUCCAACCAUACACAAAGCUACCCUCCUUACGGCUCCAAUGCGUCGACGCCGGUACAUCAUUACGGACAAAGUCCUCCAAAGCAAGCACCAAUUCUUUCACAGAUCACCAACCCAACUCCGCCACCGCAACCUCCACGUUUUUCCACUCAGCAAUUACCCUCGCAGCCACCUCCACCACACCCAGUCGCGCAGCAGUCUCAGUAUUCUCCACCGCAGCAUGAUCAGUCUCCUGCUGUUCCGCCACAGCAGCUGGAAAAGCCCGCUGAGAAAAUCAGUUUACUUCAGCAGCCGGUUGCAAUGGAAAUUGACUCUGAGCCUUCCGUAUCUGCACCAGCGCCAGUGCCAGCGCUAGCGCCAGUUCCUGCACCUGUAGCCGAGACUACAACUGCUCCUUCAACAGCGCCUGCAAAAGCUACGAAGACUGCUAAAAAAGACAAGACUACACCAACGGCUACUCCUUCUAGUGCACCAUCUCCGAAACCAGCUCGUGGUGCCAAGGAUUCCGUACCACCACCGCCACUUCCACAAGGCUCCGGCCUCAUUACCGGUGCCCUGUUCGGUGUGGACGAUAGCUCAUCGACAGCGUCAAAAACUGCACCUAAUAUCAUCCUGCACGUGCCUCUUUCACGUGACAGUAACAAGAUUAUCAGCUUUGCUCGCUUGGCGGAAGAGAAGUAUGGAUUUGCUGCGCUACACCCGCGUAUUGCAGCUCAAAAGGAGCGACUAGCGCGUGUUGCAGCAGCAAGUGCGGCUUUGGAAAGGGAGCAAAAGGGUGGUUCUGCACUUGAAAGCGCGGAGGACGAUCUAAGUGUUGACAUUGAUCGGGACAGUGACCCUGAUGGCGAUAUAUCUAUGGGUGGAGUCGGCACAAAUGCAGGGGAGGAACCGGCGGAUGGAAAGAAAAAGCGACGGAAGAAGAUUGAGGAGUAUGACCGCGACGACCCAUUUGUGGAUGAUAGUGAAUUGGUGUGGCAGGAGCAGGCGGCUGCUAGUAAAGAUGGAUUUUUUGUCUACAGUGGACCUUUGAUAGCGGAGGGCGAAAAGAUUCAAGUUGAGAGGGCCGACGGUACUAUCAAACGUGGUCGGGGUGGUGGUCGUGGUCGUGGCGGCGCACGAACUCGUGGAGGUGCCACACAUGUUCCUAUCGCGUCCAACGUACCGAUUUCUGCAGAGACUGGACUGCCGCUUCGUGGACCUGGCUCUCGUGGAGGCAGCAUGGCUCGGAAACCUCGCACCACCAAGGCCAAACAGCAAGGCGAUGAUAAGUCUGAACCACGUGCGACGAGCGCAUCGAAAAGCAGCAGCAGUACUCGCGGUGCCCACAGCGCCGGCGGUUCUACACAUGCUUCAUCUAAAAGCGCCAGCAAAACGUCUUCUUCUAGUGCAGCGAAUGCGCCAAUUGUGACUGGCAUGAUUGGCCUGGCUCCCGCUCCGACUGCGCCUGCACCAGGACCACAGCUUGCUCCUGCGCCAGCAGCUCCAAAUGGCCAAGCUAUUCUUUGAUAGCUAGUAUCUGAUGAGCUUUAAGCGUCCUUUGUGUGUUUGUAACUUACACUAAUUGCUUCUAUUUGUUAUGUUGUAUCGCUUGAUGGGAUUUUGCUUACUCGACGGACAUAAGUACAUUUCAA
Messenger RNA from Talaromyces stipitatus ATCC 10500, 2936 nucleotides. RefSeq lists its product as uncharacterized. Bases 1 to 2811 code for a protein of 936 amino acids. The transcript is spliced from 3 exons. The record is from RefSeq and is a predicted model, not a curated record. NCBI's taxonomy places the organism in Eukaryota, Fungi, Ascomycota, Eurotiomycetes, Eurotiales, Trichocomaceae.